AUGAAAGCAGAAUCUUCAGGGAAACCUUCUAUCCAUCCUGCCUCCACCUCAGGAAAUCAACUUGAAACUCCACAACCACAGGGAAAAUCCGAUCUGAUUCUAGUAAAAGGACAAGAAGACUGGACUGAGGAAUAUGAAGAGGAGCAAUUAGAUUAUGAGCCAUCUGCAGAUGACCAGAAUGCACUCAUCGGACAGGAGCAUAGGGAGACUGGACAGAGGAAUACGGGGGGGAACAGAUGGAGUAUGACGGAGAAUUGGAUGCAGAAACUGAGGCUUUUGUUCAGGGCUGCAGAAAGACAAGAAAGCACUCUGGAAGGAGAUGUGCUCUCUCAGGAGAGUUUCGAAUGCAAAUUGGCAGAAGCAGAGGAGGCACCAAAACAGCAAAUAGGUAGUCACAGGACAAGAGGAACUACCAACAAACUGGCUGCAGAACAGCUUUGCUUCUCCAAACCAACCAAAGAGAUGGCCAAUCACCUCAGACCCUUGUUCAUAACAGCAAAUUUUGGGGGUGUCCCCAUUCCCAAGGUCAUGGUAGAUGGGGGAGCAGCCAUUAAUCUUCUGCCUCAUAGAAUGCUGAGCAAGAUUGGCAGAAUAGAGAGGGAUUUGAUUCCAACACGCUUGACUGUCACCAACUUCGCAGGGGGCAUCACCAAAACUCAUGGGAUCUUAGAUGUGGACGUCAUAGUUGGGAGCAAAAAGUUGAAGAUUGCAUUCUUUGUGAUAGACACCACUUCUACCACUUAUAAUGCACUGCUUGGCAGAGACUGGAUUCAUCAGAGUCUAUGUGUCCCUUCCACUCUUCAUCAGCAAUUAGCUCUGUGGAAUGAAGAAGGUUACAUGGAAAUAGUAGAGGCCGAUCCACGACCAUUUUUGCCUUCUGCCAUGCGUUUUGAGGCAAGGUACUAUCAUGAUGACCCUGGUCCUUUCACCUUCCUUGGAGUCAACCAGAAUGGCCGCCCCCAUGGUGUCACGGCCCAGAGGCUCAUUGAAGAUGGUCUAACCAGUUCCUUAGAGGACUGGAAUAGACCUUUUGUUCUAAACUUCCAGAACUCUGAUGUUUAG
Messenger RNA from Prunus armeniaca (apricot), 1062 nucleotides. NCBI's taxonomy places the organism in Eukaryota, Viridiplantae, Streptophyta, Magnoliopsida, Rosales, Rosaceae. The record is from the annotation of a GenBank genome assembly.